Patiria miniata (bat star) is the source of this 807-nucleotide messenger RNA. Its product is annotated as acyl-coenzyme A thioesterase 13-like. NCBI's taxonomy places the organism in Eukaryota, Metazoa, Echinodermata, Asteroidea, Valvatida, Asterinidae. The transcript is spliced from 3 exons. The coding region runs from base 75 to 551 and encodes 158 amino acids. The record is from RefSeq and is a predicted model, not a curated record. Gene Ontology annotation, molecular function: fatty acyl-CoA hydrolase activity.
GCAAACUUUUCUUUAAACGGUGUGCUUUGUCGGGGAAUACCGCCCUCCACUGGCCAUGGUUUUAAAGCCCCAAAAUGGCAGCCUCCAGUAGCGCAGCGAUUUUCAAGCAAGUCUGGAAAAUUUUGACGCAGGGAAAGAAUUUUGACCGGAUUUUUCAGAAGGUCAAUCUUGUUUCAGUCAGUCCAGGGCGAUGUCGAUGUGAACUGACUGUUGAGGAGGAACACGCGAAUGGACAGGGGACGCUACACGGUGGCUUCACAAUGUCACUAGUCGAUUACAUGACUACUUUGUCUAUACUGACAGGGACCGAUGGACGACUUGGAGUUAGUGUGCAAUUUAACAUGAGUUUUAUGCAGGCUGCCAAGAUUGGCGAGAAAGUUGCCAUGGAAGCCGAACUUAUCAAAGCGGGUAAGAGUCUGGCGUUCACAAAGGCCGAUGUCUUCAAUGCAAAAGGAGACAUCAUAGCACAAGGGCAGCAGACCAUGUUCAUCGGCAGCAACAAAAAAGUUCAAGACUUUGUAGACUUAAAAAGCUUAUUGAAAGAAAGUUGAAGAAAAGACUUCUCAAUGUGCAACUAUGAUAUGAAGACAGUUAUUCAUGGAUUACAAUAAUCAUGAAGGAAAAGAAGUUUUAACAUUUAUGUUCACUUUGAUUAAUCUUAUUAAAGUUAUUUUGUAAAAAUGAAGACCCCUCCAGAUGGGGGAACAGCACAAUUCAAACAACUCUCAAAGCAUUAACAUUUGAAGAGUUGUAAACGUGUGUGUUUAUAGUUUAUGGUUUGUUCACCGAAUGAACUUAUCUAUAUAU